Molecule: messenger RNA, 2230 nt
Organism: Carassius gibelio (silver crucian carp)
Lineage: Eukaryota; Metazoa; Chordata; Actinopteri; Cypriniformes; Cyprinidae
Gene: stoml1
Product: stomatin (EPB72)-like 1
Exons: 7
Coding region: 137-1369 (410 amino acids)
Cellular component (GO): plasma membrane
Source: RefSeq, a predicted model, not a curated record
UGAAACCUCAAAACGCGGAAGUGUUUCUUGUUUUGACUCUCUCGCCAUGGAUUGAGCUCAAAAUAGCCUUUCGCGCAAUAAUACACGGUCAUAUUCAUCCCGGAGAGAGCGCGAUCUCUUUCGACACGGCUCGACAAUGCUGGGGAAGUCUUCAGGUUAUGAGUAUCAGUGUCUGUCGCAGAGAGAUGGCACUCCUGGACUGUUUUCAUCUCAUUCUGUAUUCACGCACAGUAAUUAUGAUCAGAGAGGACUUUCCUUCGAUUAUGUGCCUAAAGUCUCUCAGAACGACUUCAGAGAUAAAUCUCAAGGAUUGUUGUCCUGGAUUUGCAACUUGAUCGUAACAUUCCUGGUUUUCCUAUUUACCUUCAUAACUUUUCCUGUAUCUGGAUGGUUUGUCCUAAAGGUUGUACCAAACUAUGAGAGGAUUGUUGUUUUUCGUCUGGGCCGGAUCCGUCCUCCUAAAGGUCCAGGAGUGGUUCUGGUUCUGCCCUUGAUUGAUCAGUGGCAAAAAGUUGACCUGCGGACCAGAGCCUUCAGCGUCCCACCAUGCAAGGUCACCACCAAAGACGGUGGUCUGGUGUCGGUUGGAGCGGAUAUCCAGUUCCGGAUCUGGAGUCCGGUGAUGUCCGUGGUGGCGGUGCAGGAUCUGAACGCCUCCACCCGUCUCACCGCACAGAACGCCAUGAUGCAGACCCUGAGCAAAAAGACCCUGAGAGAGAUACAGACCGAGAGAAUCAAACUAGGGGAACAUCUUGGGAUGGACAUGAAUGAGAUGACGAAGCCGUGGGGGCUGGAGGUGGACCGUGUGGAGCUGAUCCUGGAGGGGGUGCUCCGGGAACCGGACGGGGGUCAUGCGGGACCUGUCAUUAUGCCCCCCUCUGUCCCUGGGCUGGAAGGACUCGCCGGACCCAUACAGCAGCUCGCAAUGCACUUCCUGAGCCAGACGGCUGCGUCUCAAUCCAGUCAAGAUUCGGUGAGUUUCGCCGAUGAGCUGCGUUCAGCUCCAGCUGUGAGUGUCAGUCGUGUUGACGGACUGAUGGAUGCGGUUCGAUCGGUGCUGUCAGAGCAGCUGGUUCAUCAGGUGCAAGCAUCGUACUGCUUCCAGAUCACCACUGACUCCGGACACACCAACAGCUACUAUGUGGACCUGACACAAGGUGCUGGAGCGUGUGGAGUGGGCGUCCCGCCACGGGAGCCGGAUGUUUCUCUGUGCAUGAGCGAGCAGGAUCUCUUGGACAUGUUUGAGGGCCGCCUGCGCCCGUUCGCCGCCUACAGCAGCAGCAGACUGAGAGUUCAGGGAGAUCUGAACACUGCUAUGAAGCUAGAGACACUCAUCAAGCUCCUCAAAGCCACAUCAUGUCCUUUAUAAUGCUUUAGUUUGCAGUGGUUUCAUUUCAAUUUAAUCAAAGGCCUUUUGUCAGAUAUUCAAGGUUUACACAAUGAAUGUUUAAUAUAGGAUUUAUUGUACGUUUACUUCAUUUGAUUGUGAAUGCAUAGAGUUUCAUUUGCUGGUGUGUCGUUUAUUUAUAAAAGUUUGGAGUGUCAUGUGACCCAAGCGUUUAAAAUCAUGCAUGUACACAAUAGAUUGUUUAUUCAAAAUCUAAUAAUUACUGACCUGUCUUGACAUUACAGAAAUAUAUUUUCUAAUAGAUUUAUAUAAAGUGAGUCUUGAAUUAUUGCACACACACUUAGCAACAUCCUUGAGGUUUGCGUUUGUAGGCCGAUUCGUUCCCUUGCUCAAGGCUGACUGUCUCUUGACUUUUGACCUCCUUAUAUUUGCUGCCCUUGGACUUACUGCAUGACUGUUUAUACAGAAAACAACACAAGGUUAUUCCACUUUCAGCAUCCCAGUUGAUUUUUUUUUUUUUUUUCACUUGAAUGAGUAGUCAGUACUUUUGCUGCAUAUUUGUAUGAAAAACAGUUAAAAAAUAUAAAUAUUGUAAAAUAUUAUUUAUCAUUUUUAAUAUGCAAUUCCUGUGAUCAAAGCUGAAUUUUGUGAAUUUUCAAGUGAAACUGCAGUCUUCAGUGUCACAUGAUCCUUGUUAAUAUAUUUAUGGACUUAUUGCUUAAUAUUUUUUGGGAUUUUUUUUAUGUAACUAGGUUACAUUUUAUUCAGGAUUGUUUGAUUAAUAGAAAGUCCGGCAUUUAUUUGAUAUUACAAUAUUCUGUAACAUGUCUACUGUUAUUUUCAAUAAAUUUGCAUCCUUGCUGAAUAAAAAUAUUAAUUUAA